AUGAGCAUGACCAUGCGUCCAGCCAACAGUUACACCAAAAGACUGGGACAGGACAGGACAGUACAGUUACUUGCACAACCCUACUUCCUUGAAGCAUUCGGCUACUGUCAUCGAACAGCUUCAAGGGGUAAUGUAGAUAAGGCCAUGAUUAACAGCGCUGACAGUCUGCUGGGUGGGGAGGGGCCUCUGCCCGGUGAGCACCGAAUAUCACGUGUGCUCACAGGGCAAAGGAUGUCUCCCGCCCGGAAACAGAUAUAUCACACAAGGCCACACCUUGUUCUCGUUCAUCCUUUUCGCUUAAAUAAACAAAAGAGUGACACACUGAACCUCGCUCUCGGGUCCUGGAAGGGAGGCAGACGAGGGUCUCUCCUGCAACAGGCUAUUAUCAAUACCCAGGAGGAAACUGCAUGUAAUGUAGCCCUUUAUUAUGACAAUGGGGCAGACAGCCAAGUGGUAUAUGAAUAUGACCAUGGGAAGCUGAGUUCAAAUGUGCGUGCGCUGGAGUGGUUUAUCCUCAAGGAUGUAAUUCCCAGGACCCGUGAUGGCCAUUACCAGGAUUCCCGUGGACACACCUUCCUGCAUUUGGCUGUUAUUUUAAGACACCAAAAGACAGUUGAGGUCUUGAUUGAAAUGUGCGGCGUCUAUCCUGGGGUGCUCACCCACCGAGGCCAAACAACAGACGAAUUGGCACGCCAAAAUGGUCAUAUUCAAGUUGCGGAAGCUCUCAUCCAGGCUAGGAAACGAGAUGAGACAGGAAAAAGUCAAGUGGAGUUGUAUGGAGAGCUGCUAGUUGUAAUCAGCACUGGUGAUGAUGUCAAGAAAGCAUCUGCACUAGUGAAGGCAGGUGCCCCUCUGGAGCCCACAGGGGAGUACAGUACCCACAGCCUUGUUCUCGCAAUCACAUCCAACCGGCCGAGGAUUGUCAGUUUUCUGUUAGCUGCCGGGGCGUCUGUCAACAUCACGUUUCACCGACUCAAUCUAGUGCAGGUCGCAUGGCUAUCUCCUGAUGUAACCGCUAUGGUCAGCAUGCUCAUCACCAGGCACAUGGCGAAUGUCUUGCAGGAAGAAAAAACAUACUGUGAGUCGCCAUGGAAGGCAGCAUGGCCCACUCAGUCAUCAGGCAAGCCACAGCAGCAGCAUCUCCUCACCAGCCUCAUGGUCGAAACUGCACGAGCCAACUGUACCUUGACGGCCCUCUUCCUACAGCAGGCGGGAGCACUGGCUCACGGGAACGAUGUGUGCAGCGGGAUGUCUCCCAUGGCGGCGGCAGUUCAGGAGGGACACGAGAGGUUCAUUCACUUCAUGGCCAAGACCACGGCCAGUUUUUACAUUAAGGACACUACUGGCCAACUUCCACGGGAUUUGCUCUCUCCUUCCUUUGUCCUUUGUAGAUCAGAUACAUGGGCUAUGAUUUACGAGCAAGAAAUGAGAGUGUUAAAUCAUCAAGAGGAAAAGACAAAGGACGAAGAAGAUAAAGAGCUUUUCAGGAAGAUCCAGGACCUCCAUUAUAACCUGUACCAAAGGCACCUGAUCCCUGGAGUCACCCUGCCAGAGACACCUACAUAAGAAAAGACCAUUGUAAGAAGAACGCUUCUGGUGGCGUCGCAACUUGGCCUCGUGCAGCUUCCGUUUAUUUUGAUAACGAAGGGGCUCAUUUCGGUGAACGAGGAGGCUGGUCCCAUCACAGGGACGACUGCGCUGCAUCAGGCUGCUGCUUAUGGCCACAAGAACCUGGUAGCCUUGUUACUGAACCUUGGAGCCGACCUCACCUGUAGGGACACUGGAGGACACACACCUGCACACUUGGCAGCCAUGUUUGGUUACUUGACCUACAAACAGCUGUGGUCACUUCCUCUGAGAGAAAAACUAAUUUGCAAGGCAGGGACUACACCUUCAGAUAUAUAUCGGAACUUCGGCCUUUACUUGAAGAAAUAUCGUAAGUCUGGGGAAAUAAAUGACCUUCCAGAAACAAACGACCCACUAAUGGUGUUCCAAACCCACUUUCAUUCUCUCAAGUUAUCCGAACUCACUGAAAUGACCGUAGAAGAUUCAGUGAAUUUCAGUAGUGGUGAGGCGGCUGCAGUAAAGAAAGCAGUCAUGGCCGAACUUGAGAUCAUCAAAGGAAAGGUGGCAUAAGAAAACCCAGUGUUUAAAGGAAGUCUAAAACUCCUUCAUUCUCCAAGGUUAAAAUUUACGGAGAAAUCUAAGAAUCACAAAACCAAAAAGCGAACUCGAAAACUAACAACUAAAAAUAAGGUCAACAAAUCCUCAAAAGUCAAAAUUCACGGAGCUAAUCUAAAUACAGCUUCCUUGAAGCAUUCGGCUACUGUCAUCAAACAGCUUCAAGGGGUGACUUGCAAGUUUUCUCCGGGUUCCUCUCCAGUGACAUGGCUACAAGGUGCUACCAGAGAUGACUUUCGAAACCCAACUCCCCCAAUACACAACUGUUUGCGUAAAGCCAAUCUUUAUAACUGCUGGAUAGAACACAAGUAA
Molecule: messenger RNA, 2493 nt
Organism: Penaeus monodon (black tiger shrimp)
Lineage: Eukaryota; Metazoa; Arthropoda; Malacostraca; Decapoda; Penaeidae
Product: serine/threonine-protein phosphatase 6 regulatory ankyrin repeat subunit B-like
Molecular function (GO): protein binding
Source: RefSeq, a predicted model, not a curated record